This is a messenger RNA of Trichobilharzia regenti, 459 nucleotides long. The record is from the annotation of a GenBank genome assembly. NCBI's taxonomy places the organism in Eukaryota, Metazoa, Platyhelminthes, Trematoda, Strigeidida, Schistosomatidae.
AUGACACUGCAUAUGACAAUGGAAAGUUACUGUCGACAAGUGUCGACAAGAUCUAUGCACAAAUUGUGUCAUUUUACUUUGACAACAUUUACCAUUUUAUUUUUAUUUUUUGAUUACAAACUCAUAGGUUAUGCACAGCCAUUAUUAGCUCAAAAUAUUGGCCCAAACAUCAAUAAUUUAACAUAUCCAGUUAUAUUAAUCCCUGGUCUAGGUGGAGCUCAAGCCUACUGUGAAUUGAAAGCUCAAAAGUCAACCAUAUUCUCUAUAUGGCUGAAUUUACUUUACUUAAUGCUUCCAGAGAAGAUGUACAAUUACUUUGCUUUAAGGUAUGAUCAAAGUACACUGAAUGCACAAGAUACAGAAACAUGUCGUGUAGUAUUUCCUGGAUGGGGUCAUACAUCAACUGUAGAAUAUUUACAAAAGCUGGAUUUCAGUUCUUCGACUAUUAUGGUUCACUAG